Messenger RNA from Aureobasidium melanogenum CBS 110374, 1365 nucleotides. RefSeq names its product NAD(P)-binding protein. Lineage: Eukaryota; Fungi; Ascomycota; Dothideomycetes; Dothideales; Saccotheciaceae. The coding region runs from base 1 to 1365 and encodes 454 amino acids. The transcript has a single exon. Gene Ontology annotation, cellular component: cytoplasm. The record is from RefSeq and is a predicted model, not a curated record.
AUGCCUGUCACAGUGCUCUCGGACCACGAUGUACAGAAGGUACUACACUCUCUUACCAGUCAAGAUAUCAAUGAUAUCCAGCAAUCUCUCGCCGAUGCUCUGCAUCAGUACUCUACCGCUGGAGAGGAAGAUGGCUGCUGUUCGGCUUAUCAACCUCAACGAAUCCAUAUGAAUCGUACCGAUGGAGCGACGAGCUUGUUCAUGCCAGCAUCUAGCAGCUCUGGCAUGGGUGUCAAGGUCAUCACUCUCGAUUCAGUCAAGAAACCAGAAAUCACUCCGGAUCUCAAGCGCCUGUCUAUUGGCUCGACAAAGUCGACACAUUCGACUUCUACUAGUGGUUCUAAGUCUCGACCUACUUCCAUGUCUGGUCCUAGUCGUAACCCCUCAACCUCGAACGAUAUAAAGCCACCUACCGCACCUCGCGGAUCUCUGACAUUGUUCGACGACCAGGGAAAUCCUAGUGCCCUCAUCAAUGCCGAAGAGCUCACUGCGUUCCGAACAGCUUUGACUAGCUGUAUACUUCUCAAGAGGAGACACAAGGUGCACGAUUUGACCGUCUUUGGUGCAGGAAAACAAGCCUACUGGCACAUUCGCCUGGCUCUGCUUCUCCGCGGUUCAGAGAUCCAUCAUGUUAAUGUUAUCAACCGCUCCUUCGACAGAGCACGAGAAAUGCUGAUGAAGCUGUACAACCCUUUCCCUGAUGAUCCGGAGUUUGAGAACCCAUUGGGCUUUAAAUAUGGAAGCAGGACAAAAACCAGUAUCCUUACCACAGGUCAUACCGAGUACAUACGUUUGCUCAAGGAAUACGUUCGAAGUGCAAAUGUCAUCUUUUGUACUACACCAAGCACGCAGCCAUUGUUCCCUGCAAGCUAUUUGUUGAAUCCCGAGGGUCGCAAGAAGGGCCGCUAUAUUGCACUGAUCGGGUCAUACAAACCUCACAUGAUUGAGCUGCACCCAGAUGUCAUCAAGAAUGCUGUCGCACCUCACCACGAACAUCGCCACUUCCACAAGCAUCAACAAGAGGGUGGCGCGAUCAUCGUCGAUAGUGUCGAAGCAUGCUUGCAGGAAGCCGGCGAGCUCAUUCAAGCAAACGUACAACCCGAUCAGGUCGUCGAGAUUGGCGAACUCGUGAUGUUGAGACGCGAGGCCGAGAAAGCAGCAGCCGAGGCAGCAAAGAAGGGAGACGAUGACAACAAAGGCGCAGGCAUCCAGGUAUCUGAUACCUCAGGGCUGAAGGAAUGGCUCUGUAAGGGCAAUGUUGUUGCAAAGAUUGUUGGAUUGGGCCUUAUGGAUGUGGUCGUUGGCAAUGAAGUGGUCAGGAUAGCUCGUGAGCGUGGCAUCGGCACGCACAUUGCCGAGUUCUAA